Messenger RNA from Metopolophium dirhodum (rose-grain aphid), 2902 nucleotides. Its product is annotated as esterase E4-like. NCBI's taxonomy places the organism in Eukaryota, Metazoa, Arthropoda, Insecta, Hemiptera, Aphididae. The record is from RefSeq and is a predicted model, not a curated record. Bases 195 to 1889 code for a protein of 564 amino acids. The transcript is spliced from 8 exons.
CAGUAUAUAUUAUUAUGAUAAUUAUUACAUAUUUAAUAUCUAUUAUACCUAAUCAAAUUAAUUAUUAUUUUCAGAUUUUAAUUGUAAUGAAUAUAUAUACACAGCUAUGAACUAAAUUCAAUAUGCAUAUUAUACUAUUAUCAUUAAGAAUACAUAUUUAAAAAUCAAUCUUUCAGCAUUCAUUUACAUUAACAAUGAAUAAAACGUAUAGAAUUUCAUUAAACUUGUUUUUAUUUAUCGGAUGCUUUUUGACAUAUUCAGCAUCUAAUACGCCUAAAGUGCAUGUAAACUCUGGAGAAAUUGCAGGUGGAUUUGAGUAUACCUAUAAUGGUCGAAAAAUUUACUCAUUCUUAGGCAUACCAUAUGCAAGUCCUCCAGUUCAAAACUAUCGAUUUAAAGAACCACAGCCCAUAAAGCCUUGGUUGGGCAUAUGGAACGCCACCAUUCCUGGAAGUGCCUGUUUAGGACCAGAUUAUGAAUCAAAUUAUGAAAUUGUUGGUCAGGAAGAUUGUUUAUAUCUCAACGUUUAUACGCCAAAGCUACCAGACGGGAAUACGUCUGGUUAUUUAAUGAAUGUAGUGGUGCACAUACACGGUGGCUCGUUCAUUAGUGGCCAAGGCAUAUCAUAUGGUCCACAAUAUCUUUUGGACAUCAACGAUUUCGUUUAUGUAUCGAUAAAUUACCGUUUGGGUAUAUUAGGAUUUGCUUCCACCGGCGAUAGCGUUUUGCCUGGAAAUAACGGAAUGAAAGACCAAGUAGCAGCAUUGAAGUGGAUACAACAAAACAUAGUUGCGUUUGGUGGUAACCCCAAAAAUGUCACAAUCACUGGUUUGUCGGCUGGUGCAAGUUCUGUUCAUUACCAUUUGAUUUCACCAAUGUCUAAAGGAUUAUUUAAUCGAGUAAUUCUUCAAAGUGGAAGUGCAUUCUGUCACUGGUCGUAUGCUGAAAACGUUGCUCAAAAAACAAAGCACGUUGCAAACAUGCUGGGAUGUCCAACAAACAAUUCCGUGAAUAUUGUUGAAUGCCUUCGUUCUAGACUAGGAACGUCAAUUACAAAAUCAUUUAUAAACUUUAUGCCAUGGAAAUAUAAUCCUUUUUCACCGUUUGGUCCAACCAUUGAAGUAGAAGGAGAUGAAAAAUUCUUACCUGAUAUUCCAGAAAAACUCGUUCCAUAUGACAUUCCAGUACUCAUGAGUGUUACCCAAGAUGAGGGUCUUAGUACUGCUUUAUAUAUUAUCUACGAAAAUGGUAUUGAUGAACUAAACAAUAAUUGGAAUGAAUAUUUACCACAUCUUCUUGAUUAUAAUUACACGAUUUCAAACGAGAAUUUGAGAUCCAAAAUUGCCCAAGAUAUAAGAGAAUUUUACUUUAGUGACAAAAUAAUAUCAAAAGAAACUAUAAGUAAUUUUGUAGAAAUGAUUUCAGAUAGAACAUUUGGAUAUGCUGUGAGUAAAGCAGCUCAGCAUAUUGCUGCAAAGAAUACAGCGCCUGUAUAUUUUCAUGAAUUUGGAUACAGUGGUAAUUAUUCUGUUAUAGCUAGUUUCGAUCCAAAAUCAUAUUCCCGUGGAUCAAACGUAACUCAUUGUGAUGAAAUCAUAUAUUUACUAAACAUGAAUGGUUUCUCUGUUCACGACAAUGAAGAAGAUACAAAGAUGAUCAAAACUAUGGUUAAUAUUUGGGCAACCUUUAUUAAAAAUGGAGCGCCAGAUAUAGGAAAUUCGGAAAUUUGGUUACCAGUUUCUAAGAAUCCAGCAGAUCCUUUCAGGUUCGUUAAGAUUACUCAACAGCAAACGUUUGAAUCCAGAGAACAAUCGAACCAUCGAAAUUAUACAUUUUGGAGUAGUUUACCAUUAACAGAGUUUUAUGAAGUUAAUAUUCUGAAGACAUAAAAUCUUAAAUAUAGACAGUCUCCAUAUUUUAAUUGAAAUGUAAUAUACGGAUAACAAACAGAUAUUGUGGUUUCGACUUGCGAAGUAAAAGUUGAGGGGACUACUAAUAACUCAAUAACCAGACAAAACCAGGAACGUACAAAUCAUUUUUAUUAUAUUUGAAAAGUAAAAAAAAAUGUUAAAAAUUAUCAUUAUUGAAAAGAAAUCGCGUAUGACUUUGAAUAACGCCUUAUUUUUAAUUGUAUUAUAUUUUUCUACGGACUAAUACUUAGAAUACUUACCUUAAAAAAGUUGUUUUCGUAAAUUGAACCUCUUUGUGAGUACGGCCUCAUCUAAGCUCGUUGUCCAGUAAUUGUCCAUUGACAAUAAUAAUUACAGUCACGAAAGUCAUUCACGUUUAUCAAAAAUUAUGGAAGAUACGAAAAAAAAAUGUUUAAGGUAUUCUAGGUGUUAUUCUGUAGAAUAAUAAAUUAAAUAUAAUGACUAUGGUUAAUACGGCAUUAUUUGGAGUAUUACCUAUACGUAAUUUCCUUUCAAGUUGACAACUUUUUUCUUUCUUAUAUAAAAAUAAUUUUUACAUUUCUGGUUUUUUCUGAGCAUUGUGUAAUUUAGCUUAAAAGUCAUAGCACAAUAAAAUAUCUUUAAAAUGAAAAAAAAAAAUUACGGUAUAAAAUUGAAAAGUUUUGAAGAUACAUAAGCAAAUGUCCGGUAGGUUUGGUAUUGUUGAAGUUCAAUUCCUCACAAAUAAAAAAAAUAUAAAAAGUUAUGAUGCUGGCCGGUCACUUCCUCGUGGGACAUUGGGACACAUAUCAUAAUAUGAUUGAAUAUAAUUGCAGACCUAUAUUUUACUUUUGUUAAACAAAUUAAAUAUCCAUGUUAAAAAUCUGUGAGGAUUACAUUUAAAGGAGUACCUAGUGUAAAUAAUGUGUAAAUAACGAGCAUUUAAUUUGUCUAGGAAAAUGCCGUGUAAGAUCAGCUAUAGUUAAAAAAAAUAUGAAACUAGGUAUUCUCAA